AUGCAGGCCAAGAAGCAGCAAUCCGGCAGCAGCAAUGGGAACACACAGAGCAUCCCCGUCGACGCUGGACGGACGGUUGCGAGGGCACAAGGUGAAGAAGCCGGCGACGAGGGAGCAAGGGGGGAGAGGAGAGAGGAAGUCCUUACGGGCGAGGCAAUCAAUAGUACCUGUAGCCGUGUGGUACCGAAAGGAGCGAAUGGGAGAAGAGCAGAAAAACAAUAUAUUAUUUAUAAUGGAAAACAAAGGCUUGGGCGGGACGCGAGGUGGACUGAUGGUCUGGGGAGGAUGGAGCUCGCAAAGUACAAAGACGAGCAAGCUUUGCAGAAAACGUUGCUGGGUGGGAGUGACAAGAGAGAGGAAAAGAGAGGGUGGCUAGAGAUGGCUGAGGACGAUGGAUGGGAAGUACAGACGGGCCACACAGACAGCUGGACAGGUAGACACGCAGCUGGACAGACAGACACGCAGACAGUAGACAGACAGAUGGUGGAUGGCAGACAUGAAGAGCAGCAAAGAAAAAAUGGACAAGAAAAAUCAAAGAGAAAACAAGCAAACAAGAAAAAAGAAGGCAUCAACGUACGACGGCUGGUGGUUGGCGCGGCGCUGAGGGCAGGGCGAAUGAUGCAGUGGUACUGCCCGGUACUCCGGCGAGAGAGCUGCGAAGACGCGGAUCGGCCAGGGUUGGACGUCGAGCGGAUAAGUGCAAGAUGGUUCGUUGUUGGAGUAGGUGGUGGUGGCCGCAGUAUCAGAGGCCAAGGUGGACGGCAAGUUGGAAUGCUACUGGACGAGCAGCAGAUGCGUGGGAUCCGAAAAAGCUGUGCGGUGCGACUGGAGCAGGCCGGCGGUAGCGUGGCGGCAGGUCAGUCAGAGUCAGCCUGCAAAUGGCGUGUAGCCGGUACAGUACGACCGGACGGCGGUUGCGAGCAGCUGGUGCAGUUGCAGGCGGUGGAUCCGCGGGCCAGACGUGCAGCGCAAGCUCGAGAUGGCCAGGUCUGGUCAAGUAUCGGGCUUCAGCUUCAGCUUCUCGCAGCGUCCCAGGCUUGGGGGUGGAAGGUCGCGCAGUACUUGGAGCCCAAAUGUUUUGGAGCGACUGGGACUGGGUCUGUUUUGGGGAGGGAGAAGGGAGAAGGGCGGCCGGAGCGCAAAAGAGACUGGAAGAAAAGCUUGGCCUUGUGGGUGGGAGGGUCCACUGACGAGGUGCAAGUACCUCGAUUGAGCAUGUUGCGGUACUUGGCGCUGCAGCUGUCCGCGUGGAGGCCAGGCGGCAAGUCGAGGGGCGUGCAAGUACCGGUACCGCGCCGCUGGUGUCGUCAAGGCCGGGGCGCAGGGAGGGGCGUGACAGUGCAUCACCCACAUCGCAGGCCCCGGAUCCGCACGGUCCUCGUCAGGCAUCGCGUUGCACCGCAUACAGUGCCCGGCCUCGGACAGCAACGGUGGGCUGCCUUGUCGCAGCUCGCACGGGAGUCCGCAGCAGGUUGCGGCGCAGCACAGGCCCCCAGAGCCUGCUUCCCUUGGCUCCUGCUCGGCAACGCACGGUACGGGCUACAGGCGGGCUACGAGAUCACGGUUACAGUCAGAAGUGCGCAGCACCUGCAUACGGUGAGGAGCCCAGCUUCCGAUAAAAGAAAUUGCAACGAGAGCGCAGCAGCUGUUGGGAACUGCUGGGGACUGCUGGGGCAUGCGGCGCCGGCCAAUCAGCGGCGGCGAACGCCUACGCGUCCUGCUGCAAAUUGGGCGGCGCACCGUCCGCUCCAGCCACUCAUUUCGCCGCGCAGCCAAUGGGCGGGGCGGGGGUCGCAGAUUGGGGUGCGUUCAUGUGCAACGCAGCGACGAGGACAGGAGAGGCGGGCGGGUGCAGGGGCCACGGCUGGGCUGGGUAUGCGGUACUUUGCGCGCGAGUACUUGGAGUUGCAGCCAGGCGGGUACAAGGCGUCCAAGGCCUUCCCUGUCUCUGGAAAAAGGGCUCGAGCAAAAAGCGGAGCCUGCGGCGAUUGCGUGGAAUUGGUUGGCCGCACUCGUCUGGCCAGGCCUGCCUUGCUACAGUAUGGCAUGCAUCAACAAGCGCAAAAGCAACGCUCCGGUGAUGUGAUACGCGAUGGCCUCGUCUCUGGGGAACCUGGGAGCAGGCAGCGACGAGAACCGGCGGCCAGCCUUGCUCCUGCUCACGCUCCUUUGCGAGCAGCCUUGCGUGCAAUCGGCCCUUGUGCGAGCUGCCAGCAGCCUCGACGUGCUCCGGCACCGCAGGAUCCACGACAGUUUGCGAUGGACAGUAAACAACAAACAACAGUCGUCUACAGUAAUCGAUGCCGAGCCGGGACGCUCCUUGUGCUGCACAGCUUCCAGAAUGCGCCCAUCCCGCCCCCCUGCAGCGCCGCUCGCGCGAACUGCAAAUCGCCAGGCCGUACCUCGCCGCCUUGUACUCGAUACCUUUGGGGCUGGAGAGGCUAG
This is a messenger RNA of Trichoderma atroviride IMI 206040, 2445 nucleotides long. RefSeq lists its product as uncharacterized. The record is from RefSeq and is a predicted model, not a curated record. Lineage: Eukaryota; Fungi; Ascomycota; Sordariomycetes; Hypocreales; Hypocreaceae.